Messenger RNA from Tachysurus vachellii, 629 nucleotides. RefSeq names its product RecQ mediated genome instability 2 (gene rmi2). Lineage: Eukaryota; Metazoa; Chordata; Actinopteri; Siluriformes; Bagridae. Bases 97 to 549 code for a protein of 150 amino acids. Gene Ontology annotation, biological process: DNA repair; negative regulation of double-strand break repair via homologous recombination; regulation of sister chromatid segregation. The transcript is spliced from 2 exons. Gene Ontology annotation, cellular component: cytosol; nuclear speck. The record is from RefSeq and is a predicted model, not a curated record.
CUUCACACGCUCGUUCGAAACAUCUCCCGCGUGUUUGUUGUUGUUUUGUUGCUAUUUCCGGUUGUGUUUUUAACGUCUCAGGACGCUGACAGUAAGAUGAUGACAGCUGCGAAUGCAUCGAGUAAUCAUGGUGACAAGAUGAGAAGACCUCCAGUAAAAGUUCUGUCCAGCCAGCUGAGAGAGGGGACCGGGUGCAUUGUGGGCAGCGGGAAGAUGGAGCUCAGUAUCCGGAGACUGGGAGGCGGAGGGUCGCUAACGGUGUCGGUGGUGUGGAUGCAGGGCAAUGUGGUGGAAACACACACUGAACAAAACUCUGUACUGCUUGUAGACGACACGGGCAACUUCCACAUCACCGGUGUGAACAACAUCCCCAGAGGAAAGCCCUGUCUCCAGCCUGGGAAAUACGUGAUGGUUAUGGGCGUCAUCCAGUCACACAGCCCCGAGCCUGUGCUUCGUGCAGUGAAGAUGGCAGAUCUUUCAGAUAACGCAGCCGUGCACAGGAAAAUGUGGAAGUAUGAAGUUGAAGAUCUCCAACAAACUUUGCCAUAAUGAACUGUAAUAUUUUCCAGAACUUCACUGGUAAUGAUUUCUGCAUUUCUGAAAGAAACUUUCAUACCAGUGGUUUGUUU